Molecule: messenger RNA, 2112 nt
Organism: [Candida] anglica
Lineage: Eukaryota; Fungi; Ascomycota; Pichiomycetes; Serinales; Debaryomycetaceae
Source: the annotation of a GenBank genome assembly
GUUUCGUUCCCGGUAUUCGCACAGGUUAGCACUUAAUUUGCUAGUAAAAUCAGUGGAGACUGCCGUCGUAGGAGACAGGAACACCGAGAGACGAGUCACCGUGACAUACAUCCAGCAACCUUCCAGUUUUAAUUGUCCCGUUUCAAGUAGUCGGGCUAGGAAAUAGUAGUGAAGUUUCCAGUGAAAGAAUAUGCCGUCACCACCUUUCCCGAUCGUUCUCUCUCCACCGCCAUUGGAGCAACUGCAACAGCAGCAUCAGGGUAUGCAGCAGCUGCAACAACAGCUGUUCCAGCAACAGCACCAGCAGCUCCAGCAGCAGCUCCAGCUUCAACAACAGCAACAGCAACAGCAACAACAGCAACAUCAACAAGAGCAUGGCCUCGCUGAACGUCAACAAUCCGUUGGAUAUAACCUUCAGCAUGAGUUUGAAACAUUGAAUGCAGACUUGGACUUGGACUUGAACCAGCCGUUAAUGCCUGCUUCUAGCGGCAGUGCCGGAGCUGGGGCUACUUCUGGGUCACUUCUUGGAUCCAAGUACUCUUCAUUUGUGGCUCCUCAACCAAGUAAUUCGUUUCUUCGUGAGACCAUUUCUCCUUCGCCUUCAGCUGGUUCUUCUGCCGCACUUGCCUCGCUUUUGAACAACAGUUCGACCAUGCUUCCACCUUUGGCAUCGAUCCCCAACCGUCCUCAAUCGGUACAAGACUUUCUGUUUUUACAGAAACCUCAACAUCACCAACUGGGCCAACAACUGACUCUGCAACACCACCCUCAUGCCACCCACACCCCACUGGGACUUCUGAACACAUCUAAUGCGUUCUAUCUGGAUCUUUUAACGUUCACUCUGUGGAUUGAAAACCUUUUGCCAAAUGACACCAACACCAUGAUUGACCACUUGUGCAGCACUCUCCCACUCGACGUAUUGGUUCUGUUCCGUAGUAAGUUGGAUGCUCAUUUGAACCCAUACCGUGGGUUGCUGUAUGAAAUGGACCGCAUGAGUUUGGAACGGUCAAACACCACCGAACCGCAGCUUUUCGAGAGAUACGAGCAACAGCCUCAACAACAUGGACAACACUCCCAUCUCCACCAACAACAGCAGCAACAGCAACAACUGCAACAACCUCCUCGUUACGACGGACAGUUACACCAACCUAAACCAAAGCCAAACUACCGUCCAGGUUCAUUUGAGAAGUUUGAUAAGGGUAGACCCAAGUCUGCUGACCCUCAUACCAGGUUCCUUGAUAGAAAGUCCCCAACUUCCCACUUGUACGAGAAGACCAACUUUUUACAAUUGGCUGCUGCCAGUAACCAGUCACCAGCACCAUCUGAUGGAUUAACCACAAACGGAAAUGGUAACGGAGGAACCAUCCCUUCUUCCUCAACAGGCCCUUCAACUAUGGCUGCGUCGUCUCAAGAAGACCUUUCCGGCCAUGCCGCGGCUCUCAAGCUUGGUGCCCUUGCCACUAUUAACCUGAGAGUCGCUCUUGACUCAAACCGCAAGAACUUUAGAAACUAUGAACAACAAAUGGGUAGAUUUGGUAUGUUGGGAUCACCUUCUGUUCCUAUGUCUAACAGUUCAGUCACGCCUCACAAGCAUGCGUCUCCUCCACACAAACCUAUGGUUCAACAACCACAAGCAAUGCAAGCCCAACAACAACAACAGCAACAACAGCAGCAACAACAGCAACAGCAGCAACAACAACAGCAACAGCAACAACAACAACCACAACCUCCACGUAGCGAGACUCCAUCCCUUCUUGAGCAAGUGAUGGGCGGAACCCCAUUGACCCCAAGCACAUCGACUACAUCGCUUUCAUCUUCAUCCAUGCCAGCUGACAUUGCCAACCCGGAAUUGCUCAACAAUAUCCCCGCUUGGCUCAAGUUGUUGCGUCUUCACAAGUACACCGAUUGUCUCAAAUCGACUCCUUGGAGAGAGUUGAUUGAAUUGGAUGACGUUGUUUUGGAAGAAAAGGGUGUGAAGGCAUUGGGAGCAAGAAGAAAAUUGUUGAAGGCGUUUGACGCAGUGAAACAGAAUAUCAAGUAGUUUACUGGAUAGAUUAUUGGUAGAUUACUCCAAGGGAGUAAGUACAUAGACUGAAAAGAGAGGUGUCCAAC